GAACCAGCGAGCCUCGGACCGCUCGUCCCAGAUCCAACGCGGGCAGUCCGGGUCUGUCCGGUGCAGUAGCCCGGCGCAUUCGCUUCUCACCCUCCCUUCUCUUUCUCCCUCCCUUUCUCUCUUCCUCGCUUUGCCCCUCUACCUCCCCUCCCUCUCUUGCCUCUUAAGUUUCCUGCACCGUGAAUCCAACUGUGCCAAGCCUAGGCUCCCGCGGAACCAAUCCUGAGCGCGACCCGGGCCCUGGGACGCGGACUCUGCCGAGGCUGGACUAGGCAGCGGGACCGGUCCGCGCCCGAACAUGGAGAUGAAGCGUCAGGGAGGGCAUGUCCGGGACGCCAGAGACGCCAGGCCCGAGUAGCUCCUCCAUGGAGCCUUCGCAGAGCGGUCCCUGCUUGCCGGAUUCGCCCCCAGUCCUGUGCGGCUGCUGAGAGCGCUCCUUGCUCUGUAAAGUGGAUGUCAGGUGGAUCUAUGUUUUUGAAGGAACAAAGACUCAGAGAAGGCACCGCCGAGGAAGUUUGAGACGCGGGAGGAUGCAGGCUACGUGCUGGUACGUGCUUCUCCUCUUGCAGCCCACCGUCUACUUGGUCACAUGUGCCAAUUUAACAAACGGUGGAAAGUCAGAACUUCUAAAAUCAGGAAGCAGCAAAUCCACACUAAAGCAUAUAUGGACAGAAAGCAGCAAAGACUUGUCUAUCAGCCGACUCCUGUCACAGACUUUUCGUGGCAAAGAAAAUGAUACAGAUUUAGACCUGCGAUAUGACACCCCAGAACCUUACUCUGAGCAAGACCUCUGGGACUGGCUGAGGAACUCCACAGACCUUCAAGAGCCUCGGCCCAGGGCCAAGCGAAGGCCCAUUGUUAAGACGGGCAAGUUUAAGAAAAUGUUUGGAUGGGGUGAUUUUCAUUCCAACAUCAAAACAGUGAAGCUAAACCUAUUGAUAACUGGGAAAAUUGUAGAUCAUGGCAAUGGGACAUUUAGUGUUUAUUUCAGGCAUAAUUCCACUGGUCAAGGGAAUGUAUCUGUCAGCUUGGUGCCCCCUACGAAAAUAGUGGAAUUCGACUUGGCACAGCAAACCGUGAUUGAUGCCAAAGAUUCCAAGUCCUUUAAUUGUCGCAUUGAAUAUGAAAAGGUUGACAAGGCUACCAAGAACACACUCUGCAACUAUGACCCUUCAAAAACCUGUUACCAGGAGCAGACCCAAAGUCAUGUGUCCUGGCUCUGCUCUAAGCCCUUUAAGGUGAUCUGUAUUUACAUUUCCUUUUAUAGUACAGAUUAUAAACUCGUACAGAAAGUGUGCCCCGACUACAAUUACCACAGCGACACACCUUACUUCCCCUCUGGAUGAGGAUGAAUGUAGGGGUGAGACUGAAGCCUGAGGAAUUCAAGGUCACAUGACAGGGCUGUUACCUCAAGAAGAAGGUCCCAUCUGUUGCCUGGAAUGUGUCUACACUGCUGCUCUCGUCAACUGGCUGCAAAUACGCUCGUGGAAAACAAUCUGAUGUAAUUUCUGCCCAGUCAGCUUCAUCUCUCAGUAUAGUUGUAAAUCACCACAGAUUCUAAAGCCACACUUGAAGACAUGCUCUCACACAUAGAUGUACACAGACACACUCUCAUAUACAUUUCAGCUGGCAUCCGUCAUGAUUCCUGUCAAGAGGGCUUUCGUUGUCUGACUCAUAAUGGUUCAGGAUAAAGGAUCAUCAAGCAAAAGGAUUAACUAGACAGUGAAUGGUUUUUAGCACUUGCUGUUAUGCAAAUCUCCUUUAAAGUCUUGAGUACAUGCUAAUCAAUAAUCCCCACUCAUGCAUUUCUACUGCUUGGAGUAGCUGUACUGGUAAAUACUACUGUAGGAGUAUAUGCUUGUUAAAAUGGAAAAAAAAAAUGUGUCUUUAGAGCUCAGUAUUCUUUAUUUUAUGAACACAACAAGUGUAGUAACUUUUUCCAGCAUUCAGUAGGCACAUUCAAGGUGAUACAAGAUGCCUCUUUUUUCUAUGGAGGGAGCCUGUUCUCAGUAAAGAUGAGCAAACAUUUGGAAUUUACAUGUGGGCAGACACUGGAUUACAGCUUUCAUCACCAAUCACUGGACUUUUGCAAAGUCGAGACCAGCUAAGGUUGCUUAAGAUAAGUUCUGAUCAUUAUAUAAGAAGGGAAAUGCCUGACAGACACCAUGUAAGUUAUGUGUCUGUCUUAUCUUUACUACACAUAUUGUAACAAAUUCAAUAUCCUAGUCUUCAUUUGUAUGAAUGGUUUGUAUUGUACAUAGUUUAACCAAGUGUUAUUUGAGCUGCUUAUUAAUAUUAACUAUGUACUUGUCUCUCUGCUUGUUAUUGGUUAAAAAAGAAAAAAAAAGGAUAUGAGGAAUCCAUUCUAUCAGUGUAGCUGUGAACCCCAUUAAAAAGACAAACUUAAUGUACAAAGCAUUUAUUCAGCUCAAGUAUUGUUGAAAGCUAUACAUAUACAACAUUACAGUCUGUCUGUAUUUAGAUAUUUUAUUUCUGGACAAAUGAAAUGUACAUAAAAAUAAAAUGCUUAAAGUUGAGUUUCAA
Physeter macrocephalus (sperm whale) is the source of this 2544-nucleotide messenger RNA. It is a transcript of the gene NXPH1, whose product is annotated as neurexophilin 1. Lineage: Eukaryota; Metazoa; Chordata; Mammalia; Artiodactyla; Physeteridae. The record is from RefSeq and is a predicted model, not a curated record. The coding region runs from base 531 to 1346 and encodes 271 amino acids. The transcript is spliced from 3 exons. Gene Ontology annotation, molecular function: signaling receptor binding.